Molecule: messenger RNA, 3163 nt
Organism: Porites lobata
Lineage: Eukaryota; Metazoa; Cnidaria; Anthozoa; Scleractinia; Poritidae
Source: the annotation of a GenBank genome assembly
CAAAAAGACACUUAUGAUGUCGGAUUAAAUAACCAACAUUUACGUUAUUUCAGUGACAUUGAUCCCCAGAAAUGCUGGAAAUGUGAUAACCAUUUACGCUCAUAAAGUGAACUUCGACCGUUCUAUUUUGCAAAAUUUGCGGAACACUUUAAUUUUGAGGGAACGACCACGUCAUUCCAGAACUUUAUUGACUGCAUAACUCCAAAGGACAACUUUAAAAAUUUGUCUUCUUCCUUGGCACCGAAGAUCGACGAAGUCAGUGAAAUGUUUUUUAGUCUUCCUCUUCAGCAUCUUGUAUAAAAAUUCAACUGACAUUUCUGACAGCGCUGUAGUUGAAAUGCUAAACGCUAUAUUUUUAAUGUUUCGAUCGUCACGUGCCUCACUGAAGCACAACUAAGUUUCAAGUCCUCUAGCGCCAUGGCUGAAAAGACUAAAAGCGUUCAAUAUUCGACAAUUGCUUGAACUUCAUUCCGUCUAUACAAGGCUCGCAAGGACAGAUAAAAGCAAACACACCUGAACUUGCCAAGAAAAAGAUAAAUAAAACUGAUUUCAGUACUUAUCAAGAAAUUUUAGAAGAGGUUAACGAGAAUAACAUGGGCGUAUUUUGUUGGUAUCGAAAGUAGAAAAAAGUGUCUACUGAGUGUUAUUUACAUACAGGAUGUGCAUAUAAAGGCCGAAAGAACGACACUUGAGGAGGAAAAGAGAAAGAAAGAUAAAAUUGGUCGUUGUUACAUCCUUCAUAGUCUGUUCAUAAGGCUAGGCGUUCAGAUAUUACUGAAUGCAGGCGAAAAAUAUAGCGAGCGAAAAAUGGAUGGGAAAUUGGGAAGUCAUUCUAAACUUUGUUUUCUUUGCUGUUACAGAUUAAAGCCGCAAGAGACAGCCUUUAUAUGCAGACGUGGCAGUAGAAUUAUCUCCGAGGACGAUCACAGAGAUGUGUCUUCAGAAAUUCACUGGCUUCUUCCGGAUAACAUAUGGCUUCAUAUAUUUUCGUAUUUGUCAUUGCGACAAAGAUUUCAAGCCUCAUACACUUGCAGGCGUUGGAACAAUCUUUGCAAAGAUUCAUUAUUUUGGCACGAAGUUGACUUCUCAUUCUGCAGCUCCCAAAGAGUAACAGAUGAUACGGUUAGAGCGGUUACGUCAUACGCUAUAGGAAUACAAAGCAUUGAUUUUUCAGGCGACCAAUGCGAGUCAAUCACUGACAAGGCCAUGGGUCACGUGGCGCGUUUUUGUCAGCGCUUGCAGAAAUUGAACAUAUCCGGAAGAGAAAGAGUUACAAAUCGCGGGCUCACUCUUAUUGCCAGGAACUGCCCCCUUCUGAAAGAGCUGAACGUCGAGAAGUGCGAAGAAAUUAGCGACAAAGGAAUUAAAUCAAUCGCCAAGAAUUGUCGUCGACUUAAGGUCCUUUCACUUGCGUCUUGUAGCAAAAUCAGUGAUAAAGGCGUAAGGUUCAUCGCUAAAAAGUGCACAAAUCUACAAAGCUUGAACAUCGCAGGCUGCGGUGGAGUUUCCGAUACGAGUCUCAUGACUAUUGGUAAACAUUGCCACUCAUUGCGAAAUAUCAACCUCAAAGAAAUCACUGGCAUCAGCUUUUAUGGUAUAGAAAGCCUGGUCAGCGGUAACCCUGGAAUGACGCAUGUGCGUUUAGGGAUCGUGGGGGACGCACAGAACACGAUGAUCGCUUUACAGAUUAUUGUUAAACACUGCCAAAAACUGCAAUUUCUAAGCUUUCAACAUUUCCACAAGACUGGCGUUGUUGCAGGAGGAGUACAGAAGAUGAAUAAGAAAAGGCUUGGUGCUUUCAUCAAUAGCCUAAAUGCAUGUGUUUUUUCAAAUGAGAACAGAUAAAACUAGGAACUGAAAACUGCCAAAAGCGGCAGAAUUAUGAAAGGCAGCUUUGAAACUUCCCUGUCGCAGGGAUAAAUUAAUGAGAAUUAAUUGUGACUCUCUCCUUGGUAAAAAUUGCACGGUAUGGCACAAUUUAGGGGAGAGAAGAUGAAAUUUCAUUUCCCUACAAAGGAACUAUUUUCUAAAUAGCAAAAAAACUUCAUAAUAUUGAAGAAAAAUAACAGGGAAUUUUAAAAAGACAUUAUUUUGUGUUGUCAAUUUUGCAUUUUUCUCAGCUAGGAUGUAAAGAAACUGUUAAUUCAGUCAGAUAUCGGCAACCUGUCACUAGUCUCUGACUAGGCCAUUAGUUUUGAAAUUAAAACAAGGAUGAUAAAUUUAAAUAUCGCCCCAUGUAAGGGAAUCCAGGACAGUCUUGGAUUCUGGAUUACAUGCUGUGGAUUCCGGAUCCCGGGUACUGGAUUCCGGAUUCCAGAUUCCAGCACAGUGGAUUCCGGAUUCCAAAAAGAGGUAGAUUCCAUUUUUUUUCCGGUUUUAAUUCUUUUCUUCGCACUUUGUUUUCGUGUUCGAAUCUUGCCAUAGAGGCAAGGCAUAACAAGUAUGUUUUCUUUUUCGAUUUACAAAAUUACUAGCCUCCCACGCAGACGUUCUUAGGGGUUCGUUACGCGUUCCCGUGACGAACCCCUAAGAACCCCUUUCUGCAUAAAAAGACCAUACAGAUCAUCCUACGCUCCGGGUAUGAAAACGCAGUGAAAUAUUUAUUAUUUAAUCAAUUUUAACCGACGUUCCUAGGAGGGUGUAACUUGUUUUGGCUUGUUUUGGGUCGUUGUGGAUCUUUUGUCGAUUAUUUUUUAUCUUUGUGGAUCGUUUAGGUCGUUUUGUCUCUUUUUGCCUGUUUUCUCGUUUUAUUAGUAACUGGCCAAAUAAAAAUACGCUGUGGCGUGUGCAAUUCAUUCUUUGCAAAUUAAAGUCGUUGGUUCCGUUCACUAAAGAGUAGUUUUCCGUCUCAAUAAAACUUGGAAAACCAAUUUUAAUUUAUCCUUUAAGACGUUUUAAAACUCUCUCUCCGUGUCAAUAAAGACUUUUGAAGAGGGUAAAAAAUUCUCCCGUAGAAGUUGACGCGUACUGGUUUGAGGUUUUAGCGCGCGCAAUGGUAAUGAAAUUCAAACUAACUGUCGCGUUGAAUUUGAUGUUAAAAAGAACACAAACGACAAAAAAAUAGUUGGUUCAUACUGUUGCGGAAUCUUCCACUGCGUUUGGAAUAUCUCCGCGUCCGCUGGUUCAAUAAACAAUCAGGACUGUAUCUUUCUCUUUCUUCGCU